AUGUUGAAGCUUCGAGAGAGUCGGCCCAUGUAUCGUUCGAAUCCGAUGCAAUCGGACUGCGCUCGAAGCUUUUAUCAUUUGGAACCAUCCGUACAUCUUCGAGACAUGAUCAGGGCAAUUACUUACUAUUUUCAGACUACACCUGGAGAAAGCCUUCCCAUGGAUUUUGAGGAGUAUGAUGAUGCGCUGAUGGCACAUAAGUCUGUUUUGCGUAUGAGAUCUAACCCGACUAGUUCGAGCAACAUGAGCAGGCAGCAAGUCGAAUCGGUAACAAAAUGGCUGAAGAAGAUUCCAUCCGGUCCUGGAGCUCUCGACGCUGACGUAUCGUCUCUUAUGGCAGAAUUCGAUGUUAUUAAGAACUCUUCUACACCAGAAGCUGAGGUAGAAAGUACGGACUCCGCAUCUUCCUUUGACAUAAUUGCUCCUAAAGAUGGUGCCGUUCCAGAAACUCCUGUCGAAAAAGUGUUGAGCGCUGAAUUCCUAAAUGUUCGUUUGUUCGAUUUGAAAGCUUUGUUGGUUUGAAC
This is a messenger RNA of Cylicostephanus goldi, 524 nucleotides long. Lineage: Eukaryota; Metazoa; Nematoda; Chromadorea; Rhabditida; Strongylidae. The record is from the annotation of a GenBank genome assembly.